Leptopilina heterotoma is the source of this 1374-nucleotide messenger RNA. Its product is annotated as palmitoyltransferase ZDHHC6. NCBI's taxonomy places the organism in Eukaryota, Metazoa, Arthropoda, Insecta, Hymenoptera, Figitidae. The coding region runs from base 197 to 1336 and encodes 379 amino acids. Gene Ontology annotation, cellular component: Golgi apparatus. The transcript has 7 exons. Gene Ontology annotation, biological process: protein palmitoylation. Gene Ontology annotation, molecular function: protein binding; palmitoyltransferase activity. The record is from RefSeq and is a predicted model, not a curated record.
AACAUCAAGUUUGUGUACAGAGAAUGAUUCGGAAGAAUUUUCUAACACAAGCUUUUAAAAAUGAAAAUGAAGAAUUGAAAAUAACGUGACUGAGUUUAUCUUUUUUUUAAUAAAUUGACAUGAAAGUUGUGCGUAGAGUAGUUGAAGUUUUAAAAAAUUAUGUUUGAAUAAGAAAAAUUUAUUUUAAAAAUUAAGGAUGUGUACCGGUCCGAUGAAAAAAGUUUUUCACUGGGGCCCACUUACGGCACUAGCUCUAAUAAAAAUAAUAACAUUAAUGACGAUACACUGUAUCAGACAAUUAAUGCCACCUCAGGAGAGUUUUUUGGGUGCAAUAAAUUUUUUACUUUUCUCUAGUCUCAGUGGAUCGACACUCUAUCAUUUUAUAUAUGCCAUUUACGAGGGACCGGGAUUUUUGCCCUUAAAUUGGUGGCCGAAAGAUGAAUCUGAUUGCGAAUACCUUCAGUUUUGCUCAAUUUGUCAAGGCUAUAAAGCACCACGAUCUCAUCAUUGUAGAAGUUGUGGUCGCUGUGUCAUGAAAAUGGAUCAUCAUUGUCCAUGGAUAAAUAAUUGUGUUGGACAUUUAAAUCAUGGCUAUUUCACGGCAUUUCUAGCAAGUGCUGUUGGUGGCUCUUUACUUUCGACAAUUAUUUUAAUCUCAUGGAUUAUGCAAAUUUUUUCACCGAGGACCAUGAUGUUUCCACCGCCAUCAUUACUUAUUCUUUUUCUCGCAAUUUUCACCAUUGGUUUAUCAAUAGGAGUCGUCAUUGCUGUCGGCAUGUUACUUUAUUUUCAAAUAAUCGCUAUUCUAAGGAAUAGAACGGGGAUCGAAGACUGGAUUUUUACGAAGGCGCAAUAUCGUCGUUACAAGACGAACGAAAUAUUUAUUCAUCCCUAUGAUAUUGGAAGAAUGGGGAAUAUUAAGCAAGUGAUUUCUUUGCAUUGCAUUCCGUCAGGCGAUGGAAUUCAUUGGCCUGUUAUUGAUGGCUGUGAUCAAUACACAUUAACGCGGGAACAAUUGGCCCAAAAAAUGGAAAAACGUCGUCAUGCCCGAAAAUUCAGAAUUAUUGCACCAGCAUCGGGAUCGUGGCUACCAAUAAGUCAUGGUUUUAAAGUAUUUUGUUCGCCACCUUUCACUAAUGAUUCGCGAAUAAAAUUAAAAAUCGGUGACAUAGUGAACGUCACUCGACGAAACAAAAAUUGGCUAUUUGGAGAAAGAGAACAGGAGGAAUCAAAGGACAAUAAAUUGAAUCGUGUUCGAGGCUGGUUUCCUCGACCGUGCGCAAUUGAAGUUAUCGAAAAUGAAACCGUAAAAAAUCCACAUUUUAAAGUGGAUUAAUUGGCAAUUUUAACUUUUAAAAAAAAAAAAUUCCAUCA